AUGGAGAAAGGUUUUGGCUCAUGUAACGGUGCCUCGUCCUCCUCUGCCACUGGGUCAACCUUGACCUCCGUCGUCGUACCUCCGCGAUCAUCUUCCGCCGUAGUUGGUACUUCUUCUUGCUCUGCGGUUACUGUGACCGCAUCUCAGUCUGCUAUCACGGUUUCUGGUGCUAUCACUACAGUUACGCUGCCUGGUGACAAGGUUACCACAACGAUCACGAUUCCAGGAGAGGGAGAAGUCACCACGGUUACGGUUCCCGGAGAAAAGACAACGGUGACCCUUCCUCCGUCGACCUCAACGCUCACAGUUCCUGGUGCUGGGGAAGUCAUCACCAUCACUGUACCUGGGGAUGAAAAGACGUCUACACUGACCGUUCCCGGAGAAGGAGAAGUCAUCACCGUUACGAUACCUGGAGCACCAUCAACUGCAACAGUAUCUGUGACAAUUGCGGGCGAAGACAAGACCUCAACUCUCACGAUUCCAGGUGCUGGAGAAAUCACAACCGUCACAAUUCCUGGAGAUGCUGCGACUGUCACACUUCCUGCCGCGACUGUAACAGUACCAACCACGCUCCCUGGCGAAGAGACAACAUCUACCCUCACAAUUCCUGGUCCGGGAGAAAUCACUACGGUCACAGUACCCGGCGAAGCCUCGACCGUCACAGUUCCAACGACAGUAACCCUACCUGGAGAGGAUUCUACUGUCACGCUUCCCGUCACUCUCUCAGCUGAGACCGUCACCCUCUCUGGCGACCUAGCAACGACUACUGAAACGGCUCCCGCUUCGACAGUCACCGUCACAGCAACUGCCACGUCCACUGCUGGUGCUGGUUCAUGUUCUCCAAGUGCCAAUGCCGUUGUCAACGGCGAUUUUGAGACUCCUCUAUCUGGCACAUGGAGUGUCCUCACUGUCGACAAUGCGAUCGUGGAACGAGUGAGCCUUCCAGGGAGCUCGUUCGUUGUUCGAUCAAGGGUCAACGCCGGAAACAACAAUCUGCCGCAACGCCUUGUCCAGGCCAUCACUCUGUGCCCUGGAACUACUUAUCAAGUGGGUUUCCAGGCGCGACGCGUAACAAGUAGCGGUACUAUUUCUGCAGUGGCCUAUGUCAACGAUGUUGCUCUAGCUGGUGGUGUGGUCGCGGCCACUUCUUUCACCUCUGUUGCAACUAUCAAUGGUGGGUAUUUCAGUACCACUGCCAGUACCGCUAUCCUGAGGAUCGAGUUUACCUAUUCAGGUUCAUCUGGUGUAGCGAAGGAGGUCCAGGUUGACAAUGUAGCGAUUACUCCGGCUUCGUAG
Molecule: messenger RNA, 1296 nt
Organism: Alternaria postmessia
Lineage: Eukaryota; Fungi; Ascomycota; Dothideomycetes; Pleosporales; Pleosporaceae
Exons: 2
Coding region: 1-1296 (431 amino acids)
Source: RefSeq, a predicted model, not a curated record